UGGUGUCCUGAAACCGCAGAGCUUUUCGGGGGAAGGCCUCGGAGAAGGACGAGGAGGAGCGAGCCCUGGGGUACGGCUUGAGGCGGGAGCUGUUGACCCUUGGGAAAACUUGGAAACUGUUUUGCUUCGGCAGUGUACGGGAAUAAUACACUUUCAUCUGCUGACAAAGUGCGUUUGCAUGAAGACGGAUCGGGGUGUGAGAGUAAAGCUGCCAGGCACACUCUCCUCCCAGAGCCUUUAUCUCCUGUGAUGCUAAAAGCAUCUCUUCAGUCACUAGCUGGGACGGCGAAAGUAGAGGAAUAGGUUGCAAGGCCAGAGCUUCGAGAAAUUUUUUUUCUGAGGAAGAUGCAGAUUUUUGUAUAGUUAGCGGCACGCUGCCGCCUGUGUGGUGCAGACAGCCGUAGUAGCAGUCAGGGCUGCCAGUCCAAGGAGCUGACUCUGCCUGUCAAGCUCUGAUCUCGUCGUCCCGUCUGCACUGGUGCUGCUCUUGCUGCUGGACUCAGUCCUCGCUGGGACGGUCUGGUCUGAGCGACAAGAGGCAAACAUGGCUCAAGCAUCCAGUGAUCCAAGUAAUGUGGAAACUGCUGACCCAGAGGAGAGUUCUCCGAAUAUGAUAGUGUACAGAAAGAUUGAAGACAUCGUUACGAGAAUGCAGGAUGACAAAACAGGUGGAGUUCCCAUCCGCACUGUCAAGAGCUUUCUGUCCAAAAUCCCCAGCGUCGUCACCGGUGCUGAUAUUGUGCAGUGGCUUAUGAAGAACCUCAGCAUUGAGGAUCCAGGGGAAGCAAUACACUUGGGAAGUCUUAUUGCUGCACAGGGCUAUGUCUUUCCAAUCUCAGACCAUGUCCUUACCCUGAAAGAUGAUGGGACGUUCUAUCGUUUUCAGUCACCCUACUUUUGGCCUUCAAACUGCUGGGAACCAGAGAACACAGAUUAUGCCAUCUAUCUUUGCAAACGGACCAUGCAGAACAAAGCUAGGCUGGAGCUGGCGGAUUAUGAAGCCGAAAACUUAGCAAGACUUCAGAGAGCAUUUGCAAGAAAGUGGGAAUUCAUCUUCAUGCAAGCUGAGGCCCAAGUGAAAAUCGACAGAAAAAAGGAUAAAACAGAAAGAAAGAUUUUGGACAGCCAGGAAAGAGCAUUUUGGGAUGUGCACAGGCCUGUGCCAGGCUGUGUGAACACCACAGAAAUGGACAUUAGAAAGUGUCGUCGCAUGAAGAACCCACAGAAGGUGAAAAAGUCAGUGUACGGGGUUACAGAGGAGUCUCAGCCCCAGAGUCCUGUACAUGUGCCCUCCCAACCUGUACGCAAAACUACAAAAGAGGAUUUCCGGAAACAAAUAGCUUUUCUGAACAUGCAGAUAGAGAGACAUUGUUUAAAGAUGUCAAAAGUAGCAGAAAGUUUAAUAACUUACACAGAGCAAUAUAUGGAAUAUGACCCCUUUAUAACUCCUGCUGAGCCUUCCAAUCCCUGGAUAAGUGAUGAUGCAGCAUUAUGGGACAUUGAAAUGAGCAAAGAACCUAGUCAGCAGCGUGUGAAAAGAUGGGGUUUCUCCAUGGAUGAGGUGCUGAAGGACCCAGUAGGACGAGACCAGUUCCUUCGUUUCCUGGAAUCAGAAUUCAGCUCAGAAAACCUCAGGUUUUGGUUGGCUGUCCAAGAUCUCAAGAAACAACCCCUACAGGAUGUAACCACCAGAGUGGAGGAAAUCUGGCAAGAGUUUCUAGCUCCUGGGGCCCAAAGUGCUAUCAACCUGGAUUCCCACAGCUAUGAGAAAACAAGCCAAAAUGUCAAAGACCCAGGGAGAUAUACAUAUGAAGAUGCACAGGAGCACAUUUACAAGCUGAUGAAGAGUGACAGCUACGCGCGCUUCCUCCGCUCGAAUGCUUACCAGGACUUACUGCUGGCAAAGAAGAAGCCAGAGAAUGAGCAAGGUCGUAGAACUUCUCUAGAAAAGUUCACUCGCAGCGUGGGAAAGUCUCUGGCGAGCAAGCGCCUCACAGGCCUGAUGCAGUCCUCCUGACAGCUUCAGCCGGCCACCCCGCAGGAGAAACACCCAGGACCGCCACCGGGGAUGGGGCGUUUUGGGGAGAGCGGGUCCGCACAGGGGAAAGAGCCUGAGCCAGCGAAAGGGGAGCACCUCUCGUCACAGUUUACAUCAGCACUUUCCUACCUGUACAGCAUUGUAAAGACACCGAGCUCUGUGCAGGUAAUUUGUUUCCAGCUGCGGUUUGGAUGAGCACUCUUCACUGUGCACAGAAGGUCGACAAGGCAAGGGCUUCCUGUCUUGUUAUUCAAGGAAACAAACCCAACCACGAUUUGGAGAAAGAAGAGCUGAGAGAGAUCAAUAUUCCUUCAUCUCUUCUCUCCCUGGCACAAAAUGGCUGUAAUAGAUGGUGUUGCAAUCCCACUUGCUCCCUUUCUUGUGGCCGUCUGGAUCCAAUAAAGUAUCUACUGGAAGCUGCUUCUCCUUUUCACAAAAUCUCAAA
This is a messenger RNA of Apus apus (common swift), 2483 nucleotides long. RefSeq names its product regulator of G protein signaling 6 (gene RGS6). Gene Ontology annotation, biological process: regulation of G protein-coupled receptor signaling pathway; G protein-coupled receptor signaling pathway; intracellular signal transduction. The coding region runs from base 545 to 2017 and encodes 490 amino acids. The record is from RefSeq and is a predicted model, not a curated record. NCBI's taxonomy places the organism in Eukaryota, Metazoa, Chordata, Aves, Apodiformes, Apodidae. The transcript has 18 exons. Gene Ontology annotation, molecular function: GTPase activator activity.